Lymnaea stagnalis (great pond snail) is the source of this 7953-nucleotide messenger RNA. Lineage: Eukaryota; Metazoa; Mollusca; Gastropoda; Lymnaeidae. The record is from the annotation of a GenBank genome assembly.
AUGUAUCCCAAUCCAAACCAGCAUGCUAAACGUAGAAAGAAACGAAUUCUGCAGGGUACUAAAACAGUGACAGUUGUUAGAGGAAAAGUAGGUUAUGGAUUUACAAUAUCAGGACAAAAUCCAUGUAUGCUGAGUUGCAUUGUUUCUGGAAGUCCAGCUGAAGCUGCAGGCCUUAAACCAGGUGAUCUACUAUAUUUUGUGAAUGGCCAGAAUGUCAGCAGAGCUUGUCAUGAUGAUGUUGUUAGAAUGGUUGGACUCUCUACAGGAACUCUAGAGCUCCAGGUACAUUUUCAACUGAACAAUCGUGGGGAAAAAAGGCAACAUAACGAAUAUACAUAAAUGUUUAUACUUGCAGCUUAAUAAUGAAACUAAACUUAAAGGGAAAUAAAAUAAAAUAAUAAUAAGAUUAUAAAAAUCAAUAUAAUGAAUAGAUAUUAUUCUGAGGAGAUUCAUUUUAUUUUGGUUAAAUUUUUGAAUUAUUCCAUUUUCAUUUAUUUCAUAUUUAAAUUUAAACACAUAUUUUUAGGUUGCAGAGAAUUAUAAUAGUUCUGACUCUUCUGACGAUAAUUACCCUCCUAGAAGUAAAUCAAGAUAUCCCAAUCGAGUCAGACCUAGGGUCAGUCAUGCAGAGAGAGGUUCUAAGUAUGAAAGAGGGCCCUCUUCUCGUCGCAAUGAACACAGGGAAAAUCAUAAUGCACCUCGACAUUACACUCCUCUUGGAGCAGAAUCUGAUUUAUCAUCAAGUCUUACUUCACAAGAAGACCAGGGUUGGGCUCAAAUACCUGAUUCUGGAUGGUCUAAAAAUACACAAGCAGCUACAACCAUAAAGAAAGAAAAAAAUCGGUUUGAUGCAAAUUAUGCACAAGGUAAUGGUUUUGCUUUCGCUGCAAUGCAUGGUGGACAAGUGAUGCCCACAGCAAAAAAAAUAACAUCUGCUGCAGCCGUUGUUAAGAGGGUGCCUCAAGUUACAGACUCCAAAUUACCAUGGCAAAUUGGUUCAGUAAAAUUCCCAGAUACCACACAAGAGACUGCAGCACAUAAUACAGAUGAGUCACAGAAGACUCGACGACAAGAAAAGCUACUUAAUCAACCAGAAGAAAUAAUAAAGAAAGAAGAACUCAAGCUAGAAGUUGUUAAUUCUAUCAAAGCAGUUGUAGGUUACAUUGGCUCAAUUGAAACCCCUAGUUCCCAUACUCGCCCUCAUCAAAGACUUCAGGCCCUAAGAAGUGCAGUGCGAAGAUUAAGGGUGGAGAAAAGAGUUCAUACAUUGGUAUUGAUGCAAGUGAGCUCAACAGGUGUGGUUCUCACAAAUGCUGUGGGAAAACAGCUCGCCUUCUAUCCUAAUGAAAGAAUUGCUUUUAGUGGUAUCUGUCCUGAUGAUGAACGAUUUUUUGGGUUGGUUACACUGAGUCUUCCUGAUGAUGACUGCAGCAGUUACACUGAAAGUGGAGAGAUUGCCAAAAUUCCUAAUUCAUCUUGCCACAUUUUUAUGAUUGAGCCAGAUCUCAGUCCUCACAGUGCUCAUAUUCAGCAAGCAGAAGCAUUCCAGGUAAAUUUACAUUUAUUUUAUAGUUACACACAAAACAAAGCUUGAUGUAAGUGAACGUGUGUAGCUGAUAAAAUAUUGAGUAUCCUAAUUUUUUUCCCUUUAAUUUUAAUGUUGAUAGAUUAAAUAUUACGAGACCAUCUCUGAUGUAAAACUAACAUCAAGUUUAUUUUAAAAAAGCACCCUGACUGAGAAAUUCUAAGAUAGUAUUAGAAACACAGUCUCAGCCUAAUGCUGCAAUUUGAGAUAUUAAAACAAAAAUUAAGGCUAUACAAAACUUGAACUUUUAUUUUAAUAUCUUGAAUAUUAUUUAUUUUUACUUUGUUAAAGCAUUAUUGUUUCUAGCAAAUAUUGCAGUUUUUUCUCAAUCUAUUUACAACUUAAAGUGUAUCAGAAUUUUAAAAUAUAAAGUGAGUCAGGCUCUUUCUAUUUUAUUACAUUUUUUAUUCAAUUUUAUAUAAAAGUUUUCAUUCAUUUCAUUCUUAUUUUUUAAUGUUAAUGAAUUUGUGCUUAUAUUUUGGUUUUAUAUUUAUUUUUUUUCAUUUAUCUAAUUCCUCUAAUUUCUUUUUCAUAAUUUAAAAGUGUUUUUUCUCUUUCUAAGUGAACAGAUAAUGGAUAUAGUUAAAACUUGUACGGUACAUUAAAUUCUACAAAUUGUCAAAAGUCCAUAUCAAAAUAUUAGCUUCAAACUUAAAAGGAUUUUCAAAACCAUAAAAAAAAAGUUUUUAAAACAAACCUUUUAGCAUUCAGAGAUUGAAGAUGACAUGGGAUUUUUAAGAACCCUUUCGUUAAUCCCCAAUAUUUAAUGCUGAAAAUUGAUCACUGAACAUUAUGUAGCAUAAAAUUGAAUUUCGUUAAGAAAGUGGUUUAAAAACGAUUAUCAUUUGUUGUUUUUUACAAAUCAAUAAACAAAUUUUAUUUUUUUCUUUCAUCUUAAAAAUGAUAGAUACUAAAACUCAAUUAAAACUAUUAUGUCAAAUGUGACCAAUAUUAACUGCUGAUUUUGACAUCUUGGUACAAUAUUAGUGCAAAAACAAAAUAAAGAAUGGCAAUAUUGAAAAUAAGUUGUUACUGGUACUGACUACUUUUUACAUUAAAUGUAUCCAAUCUUUAUCUAUCUGUUAAGAAAGUACCAAAUAUAUUUCUAUGAAUGCCAUUAAAACCGAUAAUCGGCUUUAAAAUAGAAUUUAAACUACAGUACCUAAUCGGUUUUAGAAUAGGAUUUAAACUACUGUACCGAAAAGUAUUGAAUACAGUUUUAUUAAGUUUAUUUUUUGGUAGAAUUGUUUCUGUAGACUUGUUAUGUUAACAACCACUUAUCAUCAAAUCUUUUCAAAAUGCAUUUUUUAAUUCUGUUGCAAUGUAAUCCUAGUGACUAGUUGUCUGUCAUCUUGUAGAUACUGGACCAAUAAAAUAUUUUCUGAAGAAGAAAUUUCACUGGAAUAAACUUUUUUAAUUAGGUCAUUACAAAGUGUUGAAUUGAACCAUCAUUUAUUUUUUCAGAUUAAUUGUACUACAAAUGCUGAGACCCGUCGCUGUGAAGAGUUUCCCAGAUUAGCGACUUCACUUAUACUUUGUAUUGCCAAUUUAUAUCGUGAUGCACCGCCAAGAAAAUUUGACAAUGAAAUUGUCCAGUCUCAAGCAUUUGCAGAUCCUAUAAGACAGGUGGAACAUGUGCAUAGUAACAGCAGCAGUAACAAUAGUAACAGUGACAGUGGGCUUGGGUUUGGACGUGAAGAAGCUCCUUUGGAACAAAAUGAGCAGGUAAUGUGGAAUGUUAAAUUAUUGUUUUAUAGUUUAUUAAUGUUUCAGAUAUAUAAAUUUAUAGAUGCCUAAAGGACUCAACAUUCCUAAGUUGCUAAUCAAUUUAUUCUCCAUAAGUAUUCUUUUAGGUGUGUUUUAAACAAAUGUGACGAUGGAGUGGGCUUCGUAGGACGAAAUCCACAUAGCCUGGGAUUAUUAUACUUGAAGGAUUAUAAGCUGGUUCCCAACAGCAAAUCGCCUCUCUCCACGCCGCUGGGUAACCCAAGGGAACAUCAUUGGAUGAUACAGCUUGGCACCAGUGACGUCGCAGGAGUUGUCGGAAUGUUUCAUUGUAUCAAUGUUAUCCGCCUUUCGGGACUCCAUCUCCGGGUUUGAUUUCAGAGUUUCCUUCUCUUAGAUGAGUUGCCGUCCAAGGUUAACGAGUCCCAUCUACCCGGGGUGCUGGUGGUGUUUUUGCUCUAGCUGGAAUUGAACUCCAGACCACCAACUUGAGAUUUGCUCAGUUUAGACCACUCGGCCACCCAGCACCCAUUUAAAUAUAUAAAACACCUAUACUGAUAUGUCCCAAACCCUCUUAUCACUGUAUCACAAAGAUUUUGCUGCUGAAAGUAAUACAUACGUCAUAUAUUGAUUUAAAUGUGCCAAUACCAAAUGUGAAGUCAGAAUCUGCCUAGCACAUCUCUAGAGUUUAAGUUAUGCUUAUGGAUGCAUUUAAGUAAUAACACUUUGCUAUUAUUGCAAGCUGGUAAAGGAUAUCUGUUUCUGGAUUAGUGUGAAUGGCCUCAUGCUGCAAUUGGUUUGAGAGUACGUUUCUGAUCAGCUGAGAUUGUUCAUAGAUUCCAGCAAAGUGUUCUUGAAAGCUGUGUUUUUUCACCAUGGUUAUGAAAAAACAUCUAUUCCUAUGGCUCAGACUGUAAGCCUCAAAAAGACAUGAUUCAGAAUGAGACUUUUGAAAGGCUUUAAUUUCUCAGAUCACAACUGGAGCCACUGUACUGAACUGAAAGUGGCAGCACUUCUUCUAGUCCUACAGCUGGGGGUCCCCAAAAUCUUUGUGCUUUUGAUGUUUGUGGAACAGUCAUGACAGGAACCAUUAAUAAAGUGAAAUGGUGGCCUCAUAGAUCUGACCCCAUUGUUGGUUGGGAGAACAUGCAAGACUAAUCAUUUGUUUAUCCUUUGAAAGUGUACUUACCACCACUUCAUAUUAAACUGGGCAUUGUGAAAUUAUUUUAAUGUCAAUGGAUCGUAAUGGAUAAAGCUUCCGGUAUAUGAUAGAGAAGUUCUGAGCUAUCAAAACUGAUGAUAAGGGGCCGUGCACAUAUUAUAUAACACAAAAUUAUUACAUUUGUCCCCACCUAUUUGAUCCGACCCAUACCCCUUAUGAUAUUAUACAACAGUUCCAUUGUUGAAACCCCCCCCCUUCCCCCACAUACCCCCCCUCUUCCAUAAAACAUUAGUACUACAACAAAUUUUGUGCUAGAAAUUAUUUUAGACAAAAUGUCCUAAUUUGUAAGCAAAAAAUGCAAUUCAGUUUCUAAUAAGCUAGCCUAAUUUAGUAAAUUUGAAAGCGUAAAUUUAGAAAAAGCAAGAAUUAAUAAAAGAAAAUAUCAAGUAAAAAGAAUUGUUACUUAAUAUUGCUCUUUACUAAAUUUAGAAAAAGCAAAAAUUAAUAAAAGAAAAUAUCAAGUAAAAAGAAUUGUUACUUAAUAUUGCUCUUUACUAAAUUUAGAAAAAGCAAAAAUUAAUAAAAGAAAAUAUCAAGUAAAAAGAAUUGUUACUUAACAUUGCUCUUUAUUAAAUUUAGAAAAAGUAAUAAUUAAUAAAAGAAAAUAUCAAGUAAAAAGAAUUGUUACUUAACAUUGCUCUUUACUACCCCCACCGCAUAUAAUACAAUAUUAAAAAAUAAUAAACCAACCGCACCCCUUUGAGUUAUAUGAUAUGUGCAUGGUCCCUAAGCUGAAAGCUGGAGUUUUUAUUGGACUAGAAAUUUGCAAACUGAUGCAUGAUACAGUAUUUAGAACCAAGUCGAACCCACUUGUACUUGCCGCUUGUGGUGCAUGUUCGUUGGUAAUCAGCAAGCUGAGAACUAUACUGAACUCAUUAGCAACACUCUAACAGCCUACAAAAAACUUGGCUGCCAGACAUCACUAUAAAUACAUUUCUUACAUUCUCAUUUGAAUUUUUCCCCACAAAACUUGGGUGAUGCAAGUAAUGAGUAUGGAGAUAGAUUUCAUCUAGAUAUCUCUACCUUGGAAACAAGAUUUCAAGGCCAAAAUAAUUCCAACAUGAUGAGUUAUUACUACUGCUGAUUUCUGCAGUAGGCAACAGCAGUCACUUAUAAGAACAAGUGUCUAUAGCAUUUUUGAACUCAUAUAGAGUAAAGCUGACGAGGACAUUUUUAAAUGGAUGCUUUCAUCUGAGUAACUUACAUAUAUUUAUAAUAGAUUUAAAAACAUUUUCAUAAUAUUCAUUUUUCCUAUAUUUUAUUGUAUUGUUCAAAAGCCACUGGCAUGUUUUCUUAUCAAGCCUUUUUAUUGAAGCAAAUAAUAGUUCUAUAAAGAAUUUGCAUAAUAAACAAUUUAAUUUUGCUCAUGUAGACUGCAUUACUUAAGCUCCUGAUGUCUUAUACAAUAUCUGACAUCAGAUUUAGAUUCAGCAGACUCGAUUUAGUCUAUUACAAAGUUGCUGUUUCUUGAUAUUAUGUCAAUUGAUCACCAUGGCAACCACUUGUCUAGCCAUCAUUGCUCUUAUAAUUGUGUGAAUCACAAAUUAAGCCAUCCUAGAUUUUACAAAUAUUCAUAGGAGAAGUAAUCCAUUCCAUUUCAACUUCAUUAAACCAUAAAACUGAGCUUUUGGUGCCGACAUGGGAUUUAAUAGUCAGUAGAUUGCUUUUAAAAAGCAUGUAUUUUAAGUUCCCAUCCAUUGGAAAUUAAAUAAUUUAUAAUUGGUAAUAGAGUCUGCCAUGGUGCUUUUAAUUAGACUAAGUGCUGGCUGGUAUUAUCUGAAAACAAAACUACAUAUUUUAGGCCUUCUACUAAAAAUCCCAAUUGCUUUACAUCUCAGCAGCCUAAGUAACUGAAAGGAUAGAGUUUACAGGACAUAGGAUGAUAGGAAAAUCAAAGAUAUAAAAAAUAGCUGUCAGUAUAUCUUUAAUAAAUUGAUAUUGAAAAAUGAUUGGCUUGUAGAUUCAUUGCAGAUAUUAAUUUUGCCAAUUCAUUGAUGCUUGUUUUCUGAUAAGGAUGUUAAAAAAUGUAUUUAAUUUCACUGUUUAAAAAGUUCUCCUUGUCUUAUGACUUUAAUUCUCUUGCACUGACUUAAGCAAACGCUUUUUAUGGAUUUAUAAAAUCUUUUUGUACCAAGAUUGUAGAUUUUAAAAAGUUAAUAUAAAUUGGUUUUAUUUAAAGCAGUGCUUCUGAAACAUUUCAGUGUGACUGACUAGCAGGAAUUAUCAACUGGACCACCUUGACUAGGCUCUGAUUUAUACCACUUAUAAUUAGUUCAACAUGUUGAGAUUGCAAUGGAUGUUCAAAACUUGUGAUGAAUGACUAAUAAACAUUUUUUUUCUCUAUAGGUUUGUGUUGUUGAUUUACCAAAUGGUAGACAGCAACUUGACAACAGUGAUAUGUCUAUUGCCAUGGAUACAAGCAUUCUUUCAAUUCAAGGCCAUCAUUCCCCCGAAGUGGAUGUUGUCAACAUAACCAGAGGUCCUCCAUCUGCCCAGCGGCCAUUGUCUGCAUUUGAUGCCAGAAGAGGUAAAUAUUGUUUGUAAUAGGGACUUAGGGACUUAAUAUAUGAAAAUUGACCAUUAUUAAUUUUCAAUAACAAAUUAUUGUCAGAGGUUAAAUAAAAUACCUUUUGUCAUAUUAUUGACUAUAUAACUGAAGUAUUCAAGGUCAACAAAAAAAUCUGGCUUUAAGCAGCAGGCAUGUUUUCAAAAUCCUUAGCUCUAGUAGUUCUAGCUGUGAUGCCAGGGUAGAAUACAAUUUUAUCUGUAAAAAUAUACUUCCUUAGUAGACAUUGAAAAAAAAUUUGAAAGCUACAUACUUUGUAUUAUAAAAUGAGGAAUGUAAAACCUUUGUUGAAAGUUUGUGUUGUUUUUUAAAUUCUACCUGAUAGUAAUGGUUAAAUAAACCUAACACAACUUCUUUAUAGAUGCAGUUGAGACAAGCAUUUUUCAUACCUUUUGAAGAAUUCAUUUUUUUAAAUGGGUCAAAAAUUAUUUAUCAUUUUCUCAGUGGUCUUACACUACAGAACUAAUUUGCUUUUUAAGGAGACACAAAAAACUAGGUUUAAAAAAAAAUGUGCAUCUUGUUAAUUUUGAUUUCUCUAAAAUAAUGAAUGCAAUAAAAUUAUGAAGUCUUUUAAACAGUAGAUCUUAUCUUUCACUUUAGGCUUGAAUGUCUCCACCAGUAGUGAAGAAUGUUGGCAACAAGGCCCAAGACCAAUAAACAAGUUAACUCCUAGAGCCAUGCCCGAUCCAGCUUAUCCUCCCACAGCGCAAGCAAAGUUUGUUGAUGCUCAAAGACCAAAUGUCACAAAUACUGAAAAUUUAAGGCAGAGCAUGCAAAGACUUCUUCAGGCUCGCCAGCAGCAACUUCAAGAGCAGAACUGUAGGAUUGGUAGUGAUGGCGAAUCCCAUGCUGGAG